This is a messenger RNA of Phaeodactylum tricornutum CCAP 1055/1, 792 nucleotides long. RefSeq lists its product with no specific name. The record is from RefSeq and is a predicted model, not a curated record. The transcript has a single exon. NCBI's taxonomy places the organism in Eukaryota, Bacillariophyta, Bacillariophyceae, Surirellales, Neidiaceae. The annotation marks the transcript as partial. Gene Ontology annotation, molecular function: phosphatidylinositol-3-phosphate binding. Gene Ontology annotation, biological process: autophagy of mitochondrion; piecemeal microautophagy of the nucleus; reticulophagy. Gene Ontology annotation, cellular component: extrinsic component of membrane; phagophore assembly site.
UUUCGAUUGUUUCGAGUUAGGCCAUUCAAGGUAAAAGUUGAUUACACUCCUCAGAAAGUCGAUCGAAAAGCUCUGAAAGACGGAGCGUUCGUCGAACUUGUCAAUUUGAGCCCCAUCGAUGCACUGAUAUUGACUCUAAAAAAGGUCGAAAUAGAAGGAAAGACAGGCUUUGGCGAAGUCCUUCCCAUCCUGAUCCAAAGCUGGAUUCAAGAAAUAUGUAGUACACAGCUCCUCAAGUUUGUCACGAACAUGAGACCCUUGGAACCCAUUACGCAGGUUGGAGAGACAGCUGUGGAUAUGAUUGUUUUACCUUGGGAAGCCUUUCGGAACGGUGAUAGUGUGCAAAAGGCAAUCCGAUCGGGAACAACAAGCUUUGCUUCGACGCUAGUGUAUGAAGCUUUUACAGCAACAUCGCGAGUUGCUGGGUACGUAGCGGAUCAAGUAGGUCGCCUUGGACGAGAGGAGUUUGACCGGUCCAACCAGCCAUCUCGUCCUCUUGAAGCACCCCGUCGUGCCACCGAUGCGGCGCCACACGCUCUGCAGAGUGUCACUCGUGGGUUACAAGAAGCAAACUACAAGAUUGUUAUCAUUCCGUACCGUGAGUACCAGAGAACCGGAGCCCGUGGUGCGAUUAGGAGCGUAGUAAAGGGCAUUCCGGUGGCGAUUGGUGCCCCCACAAGUGCAGCAGCCGAAGCCAUAUCCUACGCCUUGCUCGGAGCUCGCAAUCAGAUUCGGCCUGAUAUCCGAAAAGAGGAAGAAUCGAGCCAACGUGGUAUGCAUCUAGAUCGUUAA